Alternaria incomplexa is the source of this 1752-nucleotide messenger RNA. RefSeq lists its product as uncharacterized. The record is from RefSeq and is a predicted model, not a curated record. NCBI's taxonomy places the organism in Eukaryota, Fungi, Ascomycota, Dothideomycetes, Pleosporales, Pleosporaceae. Gene Ontology annotation, molecular function: microtubule binding; microtubule motor activity; ATP binding. The coding region runs from base 1 to 1752 and encodes 583 amino acids. The transcript has 3 exons. Gene Ontology annotation, biological process: microtubule-based movement; mitotic spindle organization.
AUGCGCGCAUCCGACGCAUCGUAUCUUCAGGCGCUCUCAUCACCCGCGCCCAUGAACGACGAUCCCGGCAAUGUCAAGGUGGUGGUGCGAUGUAGGGCCUUUGUGCCGAGAGAGAAAGAGAAGGGCACGAAAUGCCUAAUCCGCAUGGACCCAGCCACACAAAAGACCACACUCUAUGCGCCGGAAGAGAGCGGGAACAGUGGGCGCCGUGUUCUGGACGACAAGGAGUUCACAUUCGAUCGCUCAUACUGGUCGCACGACGAGUCCGACCCGCACUACGCCCACCAAGAAGACGUCUACCGCUCUUUCGGUGAGGAGUUCCUCGACCACAACUUCGGAGGAUACCACACAUGCAUUUUCGCAUACGGUCAGACGGGGUCGGGAAAGAGUUACACCAUGAUGGGCACCCCAGACAACCCAGGAUUGAUCCCGCGAACUUGUGAAGAGCUGUUCGAUCGCAUCGCACAUGAACCGUCGCCCAACACCAACUACCACGUCCAAGUCUCUUACUUCGAAGUCUACAACGAGCACGUACGGGAUCUGCUCACCCCGCGGACGACCCCACCCAUCUACCUCAAGAUCCGCGAGAGCCAGAAAGAUGGUGUAUACGUGCAGGGCCUGACGGAGGCCGAAGUCAAGAGCUACGCUGAUGUUGCGCGCUUGAUGAAAAUUGGCGACAUGAGCCGGACGACAGCCUCCACCAAGAUGAACGACACCUCGUCACGAUCCCACGCCGUCUUCACUAUCCGCCUCAAGCAAAUCACCCACUCGCUUCUCUCCGAUGAGACCAUCGAACGCACAGCACGCAUGCGCCUCGUCGACCUCGCUGGCUCCGAACGUGCCAAGUCGACAGAAGCUACAGGAGCUCGCUUGAAGGAGGGAGGGCAAAUCAAUAAAUCUCUCACUACACUUGGUCGCGUCAUUGCUGCACUGGCCGACCCAAGGCGACACGGUGCGAAGGGACGACGACCACGAGAGGUUGUGCCGUACCGUGAUUCAGUCUUGACCUGGCUGUUAAAGGACUCGUUGGGUGGUAACAGCAAGACAGCCAUGGUUGCUUGCAUUGCGCCGGCCGACUAUGAUGAGACUCUUUCCACCCUACGCUACGCCGACCAGGCAAAGCGCAUCCGCACACGUGCCUUGGUCAACCAGGACUGCAUGUCGGCUGCACAGCGAGACGCUCAGAUCGCAGAGAUGUCAGAACAGAUCCGCAGUCUACAAGUCUGUGUCAACGCCGCCAGCCAACGCAAGAGGGAGGAAGCCACCGAGCUAGACGAGUACCAGAGGCAGGUCGCACUCAUGCAGCGCCUCAUGGAGGAGAACCGUCAAGUGUCUGCUGCGAAGAUCAAGGCGCUCACUUCCGAAGUCGAAGAGCUGCGUCCCACAAACGUAGCUUUGCGCGCAGAGAUUGACUCGUUGCGCCGCCAUCUCCAGCUCGCUCUAGGAGAGCUCAAGAACCCCAUCGUCCUGCCACCGCCCCGGGAGCUUGGUACGCCAGACUUCGAGAAUGAGUCAUGGCUAGGCGAAGGCGAGGGUAAAGAUGGAUCGAUCCCUGCUCCUGAUGGUGAGGCCAGCGAUGAUGACUCUGAUUCAGGCUAUGAUGAGGGUGACCACGAUGAGUUGGCGCAGGAGUUGCACAAUGAGGCAGAGGCCUUCCUCCAGGACCUGGGCAUGUUCCGCAAGAAGGUCGGCAGCGAUGUCGAUCGCUUCGGUAUCCGCGAGACACUGGCUGAGCUCAUCGGAGGUCAUUGA